Molecule: messenger RNA, 975 nt
Organism: Acanthocheilonema viteae
Lineage: Eukaryota; Metazoa; Nematoda; Chromadorea; Rhabditida; Onchocercidae
Source: the annotation of a GenBank genome assembly
AUGAGAAAUUGCUACGAUGUGUUAGGUUGUUCAUCAACAGAUUCGUACAGCGAACUGAAGAAAGCUUAUUUCUCUAAGCUACGCAUAAAUCAUCCAGAUAAGGGUGGUUCCAGCUCAGAGUUAUUUUUGGUGACGAAGGCUUGGUCCGUCUUAAAGAACGAGAAUACUCGUCGAAGCUAUAAUAAUUGGUUAAGAGAACAGUUAUUACGCGAGAAUCGAGCUAUUGUUGGACAACAAAUCGUUAUCAAUAAUACUGUUGAGCGAGUUGAAAAAUUUUGCAGUUGCGGUGGUGAAUUUAUCCUCGAGAAAAUAGAUCUUGAUCGUAUUAUUAGUUCUGCUUAUUUCGACUGUCCAAAUUGUUCAUUAUGUCUGGGAGUCGUUGUUCUCGGAAGUAGUGGUGUUGGUAAAAGUUCAUUUGUCAAUGCUGUUUGCAACAGACAUGAUAUAAUUCCUAGUAGUACAGUUGGUUGUGCUGUUUCCGUAAUCGCUCACCAGUAUCGUGCUGGAACUACUGACGAACAAACGGAACUCAUUGAGCUUUGGGAUAUAGGCGGCUCCACAGUUCAUCAAAAAGCAUCUGUUAAUUUUCUCGACGGAGCUACAGGUGUAAUAUUAGUACACGAUCUGAGCAAUAAGAAAAGUGAAUCAAAUCUUUCGCAAUGGGUAGCAUUACUUUGUGGUGAAUCAUCGUCAUCUUCUUUUAUUUCACCAUUUACAUCUUCAUCCAGUUCACGGUUUUUGUUAAACGAUAUUGAAGGUAUACCAAUGCCAACAUUAAUUGUUGGCUGUAAAUCUGAUUUAGCACCUGAACGAGCUAAACAGACAGCAUAUGAUAGAAUUUCUUUAAAUUGUCGACGUCCAAUUUCACCUGGCUCUACGAUCCGAAUUAUCUUAUCGAAGUUUUUUGAUUCAGUUGUUGAGCGAAAAAAAGUGCCUGUGGCAGGAGAUAAGCGGCGCAAAAUUAUUAUCACUUAA